AUGGAUUCACAACGCAAAGAACUUGAUGAUAAGGUUAAAUCCGUCCAUUAUAAGCUCUCCACUGAGCGUACGAUGUUAGAUAGCGCCCAGAAGAUGAGAAACGCUCACAUGGGUAACGCUAUGGCGAGGUCUCUCGUGGAGACACAGAUCAGGGAAGCCCAGCGCAACGUCACUUUCUUCGAGGAUACCCUUAGGGAUUUGGUAGAGCGCAGGAAGAGACUGCUCGAACGCGAACUACCAAAAGUCCCAGGCGACGGCGAUCAGCCUCCUAGCCAGCCCAUAGAAAGGGAGUCUUCCAAGCGUGUCGGUAAGACCCAGAUUUCAAACUUUGAACUCACGAAAGAGGACUGUCCAUACACACCCGCAAAGGUCAGCUUGAUGCUCCACCAAUUAGACUACAAGCUCGCUCGUGAACAACAUUACAAAGCGGGCAUAGAGAAAAUGGCUCAACUCUACUCUGCAGAAGGCGACAAACGGUCGCGUUCAGAAACACAACUUAAGAAAAUCGAAUCUGACGCUAAGAUGGCUAUUCUCAGACAGGCCCUCCGUCGUUACCAAAAUUUAUACGUCGCGCCCGUCUCCGAAGAUUCCGGUGCAGUUGAUGAACCUGCAAAGGUAGAUGGUCUUCGCAAGCCACUUUCAGGUACACUCAAGAUUCAAAUCAAGUCAGCCCGUGAUUUGAAUCAUAAGUUGAUCUCAAAUCAGAGUUCACGUCAUCAUCGUCAACCUGCGCUUGAAACUUUAAUUCUUAUCAAAGUUGGUGAAGACACCUCUCCUGUAAAGACUAGAGCUUCUAGAUCAACUGGCCAUAAUCAAUGGAACGAGUCUUUUGAAGUCCCUGUUGACAAGAUCAAUGAAGUCGAAAUAGCAAUUCACGAACGUCAAGCAGGUGCAAGUGAUUCAGGUGUACCGAUCGGUUUAAUGUGGAUCAAAGUAUCCGAUCUUGUUGAAGAACUUCGUAGAAAGAAAGCUGACGCUGAAGCAUCUGCUUUACUUGAGCGUAUGAACCAACAAGGCAGCGUAGAUAGACCUGGUCAACAACUGGAUAGCUUAUCAUCUGUUGAUGGUCCUAAUGACCUCUCACCAAAAUCUCAGUUUGAUCCUACUCAAUCAAUUACAAAAGCUUCACCUAGACUCGAUGAUGAUGGUGUUGAAGGUUGGUUCUCAAUUCAACCAGCUGGCGCAAUCGCUCUCAAACUCAACUUUGUUAAGCAAAACGUUCGUAAACGUCCUGCAGAGAACAAUGGUUUGGGUAGACAAGGUGCUGUUCGUAAACGUAAGGGUCAAGUACAUGAAAUGAACGGACAUGCAUUCGUACAAAAACAAUUUAUUACCAACGUCAUUAAAUGCGCUUAUUGUGAAGAUUUCGUACUUGAUGGUAGAGUUUAUAGAUGUGACGAUUGUCGUUAUACCUGUCAUCGUAGUUGUUAUGAGAAAGUCGUCACAAAAUGUGUUUCAAAACAAGAUUCCGGUGAAAAGGAUGAAGAUAAAGUUAAGCACAGAAUCCCACACAGAUUAGCACCAAUCAGUUCAUUGACUCCUAAUUGGUGUUGUCACUGUGGUGAAAUUAUCAACCCAUUAUCAAAGAAAGCAAGAAAAUGUUCAGAUUGUCCAGUAACGUGUCACGCUGAAUGUGCGCAUCUUUUACCAGAUUUCUGUGGUAUGUCCAUGGUUACUGCUAAUAGCUUGUUACGUCAAAUGCAAGCAAUUGGUGCGGCAAAGAAGCAACCAACUCAAAAACCACAACCAAUACCUUCAAAGACACCAUCAAUCGAAAAAAUUGAUGAUGCUGAAAAGACAACAGAAGAGAUUGAAAAAGGUGCUCAAAAGAUGGAUAUCACUUCACCACAAUUACCAGUUACACAACCCCAAGUACCAUCAAGGCAACAGCAACAACAACCACAAGCUAAGCCACAACGAGUUGAGGUUCCUAGACCAUACCCACCACCUUCACAACAACCUCAAGCUCAAGUACCUUCACCAACGCCAUAUAGCAGACAACACCCAGGUCAACCAUAUAGGGCACCUCCACCACAAUUCCAAAAGCAACAACAAGUUACACCUAAAGCUCCACAAGUAGCUCCUGCCGUGCAACGUAAAGUUGGUUUAGACAACUUCAACUUUAUCGCUGUUAUUGGUAAAGGUAACUUUGGUAAAGUUAUGCUUGCAGAAGAGAAGCGUAGUUCAUCAUUAUUUGCUAUUAAAGUUUUAAAGAAAGAAUUCAUUAUUGAAAAUGAUGAAGUUGAAUCAACCAGAUCAGAAAAGAGAGUUUUCUUAUCAGCAGCUAAGCAAAGACAUCCAUUCUUAUUAGGAUUGCAUAGUUGUUUCCAAACUGAAACUAGAAUUUACUUCGUUAUGGAAUACGUUUCAGGUGGUGAUUUAAUGUUACAUAUUCAAAGACAACAAUUUACACCAAGACAAGCAAAAUUCUACGCAUCUGAAGUUUUAUUAGCAUUAGAAUAUUUCCAUCAAGAGGGUAUAGUUUACAGAGAUUUGAAGUUGGAUAACAUUCUUCUCACACUUGAUGGUCACGUUAAAGUUGCUGAUUAUGGUUUAUGUAAAGAAAAUAUGUUCUUCGGAAAUACAACUUCAACGUUCUGCGGUACACCAGAAUUUAUGGCUCCAGAGAUAUUAUUAGAACAAAGAUAUGGUAGAGCAGUUGAUUGGUGGGCAUUUGGUGUCUUGAUUUAUGAAAUGUUAUUAGGACAAUCACCAUUUAGAGGUGAUGAUGAAGAUGAAAUCUUCGAUGCAAUCCUUGAAGAUGAACCACUUUACCCAAUUCAUAUGCCAAGAGAUAGCGUCAGUUUACUUCAAAGAUUAUUGACUAGAGACCCAACCAAGAGAUUAGGUGCUGGUGAAUCAGAUGCUGAAGAGAUUAAAUCACAUGCAUACUUCCGUGAUGUCAACUUUGAUGACGUUCUCAACAAGCGUAUUCCACCACCUUUCAGACCAUCUAUUGGAUCUGCAACUGAUAUCAGCAAUUUCGAUACUGAAUUUACCAGAGAACAACCAACACUCACGCCUGUUCAAGGUCAACUCACAGAAUCUGAUCAAGCUGAAUUCGCAGGUUUCUCAUGGAUAGCACCAUGGGCUGAGUAA
Wallemia mellicola CBS 633.66 is the source of this 3099-nucleotide messenger RNA. RefSeq names its product kinase-like protein. Gene Ontology annotation, molecular function: protein serine/threonine kinase activity; ATP binding. NCBI's taxonomy places the organism in Eukaryota, Fungi, Basidiomycota, Wallemiomycetes, Wallemiales, Wallemiaceae. Bases 1 to 3099 code for a protein of 1032 amino acids. Gene Ontology annotation, biological process: protein phosphorylation; signal transduction. The transcript is spliced from 4 exons. The record is from RefSeq and is a predicted model, not a curated record.